Cucumis melo (muskmelon) is the source of this 1078-nucleotide messenger RNA. Its product is annotated as ras-related protein RABF1. The record is from RefSeq and is a predicted model, not a curated record. Lineage: Eukaryota; Viridiplantae; Streptophyta; Magnoliopsida; Cucurbitales; Cucurbitaceae. Gene Ontology annotation, molecular function: GTPase activity; GTP binding. The transcript is spliced from 8 exons. The coding region runs from base 211 to 810 and encodes 199 amino acids.
AAUGUCGUUCGUUCUUCUUCGCGAUUCAAUUGAGAAAGUCGAGUUGUCAAAUAUUGGGAAAACUUUUAACAGCCAUUAACGAACCAGUCCCAAAGGCGCAAGCUUUUUUUGUCUCUUUCGCAGAAUUCUCCAAUUUCUGCACAGACUCUACGAAAGUUUAAUCACAAACCAAUUACUUGUAUCGCUUAUUUUUAAAUACCCUUUAUCGCCAUGGGUUGCUCCUCCUCUGUCCCAGACAGGGCUUCUGGGCGAUCGGGUGGGCUUAAUCCAGAGAACAGUGCAGCUGAUUCCAAGAAUUUACGCGUCAAGCUUGUCCUGCUAGGUGAUUCUGGUGUCGGUAAAAGCUGUAUUGUUCUUCGCUUUGUCCGUGGUCAGUUUGAUCCAACGUCUAAGGUAACUGUUGGAGCAUCAUUCUUAUCACAAACGAUAGCUCUUCAAGAUUCCACAACGGUGAAGUUUGAAAUAUGGGAUACUGCUGGGCAAGAGAGGUAUGCUGCAUUAGCACCACUUUACUAUAGAGGUGCUGCAGUUGCAGUUAUUGUAUAUGAUAUAACAAGCUCCGAUUCCUUUGCCAAAGCACAAUAUUGGGUUAAGGAGCUACAGAAGCAUGGCAGCCCUGAUAUCAUUUUGGCAUUGGUUGGUAACAAAGCUGAUCUUCAAGAGAAAAGGAAAGUAUCUGUUCAGGAUGGGACAGAGUAUGCAGAGAAGAAUGGAAUGUUCUUUAUUGAGACAUCUGCGAAGACUGCGGAUAAUAUAAAUGAGCUGUUUGAGGAGAUUGCGAAGCGGUUGCCACGACCAACUUCCUCAUGAUCUUGCACGACAUGAAUAAUGUUGUCAACGGCUUAUUUUAAAGGAAACCUGCCUGCUCUCAUGUGAUUUGUGUAUAGUUUGGUGAGUCUGCAGUCGUUCGCUUUGUUAUUUGAUUUGACUAGUUGAUACUUUCAGCCUAAAGUGUAACAUUAAACAGAUGUGAAAAUGGUGAAAGAUUCAUUCCCCUUUAAACCAUAAUCUGCAUUUGUAAACUAUAUUUCCUGAGACUGACAGAAAGAUUAUUUGGAUUUUAUUUCCUUUUCUUUUA